Menidia menidia (Atlantic silverside) is the source of this 3207-nucleotide messenger RNA. The record is from the annotation of a GenBank genome assembly. NCBI's taxonomy places the organism in Eukaryota, Metazoa, Chordata, Actinopteri, Atheriniformes, Atherinopsidae.
CUGUAUUUAUGUCUAUGGACACUUUUCACCCAUUAUCUUCCGUUUAGUUUAGUUAUCAUGGAAAGACGGUGCGUUGUUGAAACUUGGACUGAUUUGGGUUUUUUAGGAAAGGCUUGCACGCCGAAAGUCAAGUUUGGUGCCGGGACAUUUGUUUUUAUCUGCACGGGCAGCGACGAGGUGUUUGUGUUCAGUGCCCACGAGAAAAGACUCACGGCAAGUAACUCGUUUCGUUUGCAGGCUGUCCUCCGGUUCCCGGGUCCCGUGAGGGAUGUGGCCGAGAGCCACGACGAGCAGCUCCUCUUUGUGGCGUCCAGGAGUGGAGUUUAUUGUGUCAGCCUGCAGUCUCUGCUGCACAGCUCAUCGGAUGACGCGUCCUGUGGUCCAGCUGAGCUAAACAUCUCCUCUGAGUCCCUCGUUGCCCGCGCAGACGGGGUGUUGACUCUGCUUCUUGUCGGCUCCCUCCUCCUGACCCUUUGCCGGACGGACACCUCCUGGCUGUUGACGUUAUAUAAGCGGACCCAGUCCAGUGCCUGUGAGGUGCUCGGUUCGUUUGGCCUGCCGUUGGUAUCGCCCGCGUUACAGAGCGCCGGGUCAAAAACGGGCCCGGCGAGGGGGCCUGUGUUGACCUGUGUCCACCCUGCUGGUGAUGCGACUCCGUCUUCGCCCACACCCUCAGCUGGUGCCGGCCUCUGCCUGGAGCCUCUCCUCUUCAAGCUGCUGUUCGGGGUGGAGGCUGCCCUGGCCGGGUCACCGGUUGUCCUUUGCGGCCUGCCGGACGGACGCCUCUGCUUCCUGCCCCUCCGUGUCCCGGGGCCGCGGCUCCGGGUUCUCCACAGCCUGGAACAGCCGCUGGUGUUUGUCGGAGCAUCUGUCGUCAGGGAAACCAGCGCGGGACACGCACAGUGCUUGGUUGCCGUGGGGGAAGAAGGCAGGGUAGUCCUGAUCAGGGGUGACGGGGGCGGGGCGGAGGGGGGGGGCUGCAGCGCGGCUGCCUUUACGGAGGUCCACGUGUCAGGGCCCGUUUUGUGUGGCACCGCGGAUAGAAACUGUCUCUACUACAGCACCGGCGCCGACUUGUGCUGUCUAAAUCUGUCGGACGGGUUGCUCGGCAGAGAGGAGAAAAGCAAGGGUGGAGAGGCUUCCGGGAUGAUGUCUAACGUCGCCCCCCUAAGUCCCAGCAGUUUAAAUGUGAGCCAGGUGACCGAUCUGGCUGAGCCCCUGUGCAGCGAUGCAGGGGAAGUUCAACUGCUCGGACUCUCCUCUCGAGGGCAGCUUCAGAGGAUUAGCUUACCUGUGAGAAGAGAGGACGAGGGCUGUUCCAGGCAUUCCUCCUCGCAGAUAGGCCGCAGUGUGAAGGACCUCCUGUCUGCCAUUGGGGACGUUCAUGAAAGAGCAUCAGCACUGGAAGCAACCAUCAAAUCCAAAAACCAAAUUCUGAGGCAGCUGAACCACGCGCUCAACAUCAGUUUCCUGCUGACCGCUGCCGACGAUGCCGAGGAGCAUCGUCUCCCAAAAGAAGAGUCAAUCAGAUGCCACGCCGUGGCGAGUUGGGGCAGACUGCUUCAAAAGGACUCCCUGAUUCUCACCUGCGUCCUGGACAACUCGAGCCCUUACAGCUUGGACCGAGGCUGGACGCUCUGCCUGGCCGUCUGCCCCCUCUCCUCUUCCUCCACCGCCACGGAGGAAACCUCCUCCACCAAUUUCUCUUUUCCGUUCCACAGCCUGGGCCCGGGGGAAACUCUGGAGGUGUCGCUGCCCGCCGCGGCCGCCGGCCAGGCGUCCUUCCCCCUGACGGUCAGCUGCUCUCUGGUCUUCUCGCUCUCAGACCUCCUGGGAGAGGGGCGGGCGGCGAGCCCUUCUGGCUCAGAGAGCCGCAGCCUCAGCUUCCCCCUGGACACGCUGACGGUGGACUGGCUGCACGUCCUGCAGCUGACCGCCCCCCCGGCCCCGUCACAGUCCAGCGGCCGCGCGGUAGAUGGCGUCCGAGCCUUUCUGAGCUCGCGGCGGGUCAGGCGCAGCAGAGCGGUGGACAGCGGAGGACAGCCCGAGAGGUAUUCUGCAAGUCUGCGAGUGGCCUCGGAGUUACUGAAGGACACCGUGCAGCCGAAAGGCCUCAGGCCGGACACAAAGGGACCGGAGCCGGACCCUCAAAGCCUCGGGCUCUCUCUGCUCCAUUGGCUGCUGUCGGAAAGGUGCGGGGGAGUAAAGGCGUCACCAGGAGGAGAAAAGGUGGACAUAGGCAGCACAGUGGUCCACGCCCGUGCUCCCAACGGAGCCGCAGUGAAGCUGACCGCUAAAGAGAUAAAUGCACAGGAGGAAAGCGUGGGAAAGGAGGAGACCGUGGCCCAUGUCGAAGUUCAGAUUGAGAGCUCGUCCAUGGCGGCGCUGUGCGGCCUGCACCACGCGGUGCUGCGCCGGACACAGACUCUGCUGCAAAUGGCACCAGUUAGACCUGCUUCCACGAAGGGGAUCCAGAUGUUAGGUCUGAGACGGGUAAUGCAGCAUGCUGAGAUCCAACAGAGUCGUGUCUCUGAGGCCUUCAGCGCGGGCAUGUCCUCUGGGCAGACGAACCAAUUUCUUCUCAGCGUUUACAGAGAACUCAGACAGAAUUCCCUCCUCGUAAUUUAACACAUUCACAGUUCCUUUCCUCCUCGCUGGGUGCCCUCUAACCUAAUUUUGCAGCUGCAUGAAAAAUAUUGUCUAUUCAUGGUGCAUAUUUCCUCAUAAUUACUUUCAUGGUAAAGCUCUGCUCCUUUAUAUUUGACAUGGGGAUGAAGAUAUGGCAUGGCAAGAGGAGCUUUUGAUCAUUACGUAGUCCCUUCCUGUGUAUCUCUUGUCUCAUAUAUAUGAGUCAAUUCCUGAUAGAUGUAAUUAGGUGCUAUAAAUUUAACUUCUGCCUCAUUUUAUAUUGAGGACCAUGUCAUUAAACAAUGACUCAACAUUGUCCAUCUCCCCCACUGUUUUUUUUCUUCUUCCUGAAACUUAAACAUAUAUAAUGUGUUGAGCAUUGUCACUCUAUCAGAAGUUUUGGAGGGGGGGGGCACACAAAUCUCAUAAGGUACCUUAUGUACCUUUUUCAUCUAACCAAUGUGCAGUAGCUCCUGCAUGGAGGUGUGAGCUGUAAACCAGGAGAAUUAGGCUACUAUAUCCUUCCCAAAAGAAGAGCCAAAAUUCAAUAAAAGUCAGAUUUUGGGAAAUUUUGCUUAU